This is a messenger RNA of Anastrepha obliqua, 2821 nucleotides long. It is a transcript of the gene p115, whose product is annotated as general vesicular transport factor p115. The transcript has a single exon. The record is from RefSeq and is a predicted model, not a curated record. Gene Ontology annotation, biological process: transcytosis; vesicle fusion with Golgi apparatus; intracellular protein transport. Gene Ontology annotation, molecular function: protein binding. The coding region runs from base 153 to 2681 and encodes 842 amino acids. Gene Ontology annotation, cellular component: ER to Golgi transport vesicle membrane; endoplasmic reticulum; Golgi stack. Lineage: Eukaryota; Metazoa; Arthropoda; Insecta; Diptera; Tephritidae.
CACUCCAAACUGUAAAUGUGGCACUCACAUAAGGGUUAAGUAACACUAACAUAUCUGCUUUUGGGAUUGGACGUGGUAGAUUGCCGUGGCAGACCGAAAAAGCAAACAAUUUUGUUUUGGCUAGUGCAAAUAUAUGAAAAUCAAGAUUGUCGAUGGAGUUUCUUAAAAGCGGAUUUAAGACGGUGCUGGGCACUACGGAGCCUGGGCAGCAGCCUAGUGCAGCAGAAACGGUUGAAAAAUUGGUUGACCGUGUUGUGUCUUCGACGUUGUUGGAUGAUAGGCGCGAUGCUUGUCGUGCAUUAAAGGCACUAUCUAGAAAAUAUCGAAUUGAGGUCGGAGCCCAAGGAAUGCCGGCUUUAGUGCAGAUUCUGAAACAUGAUUGUCAAGAUUCAGAAAUAAUAAGCUACGCUUUAGAUGCAUUGUGUAAUAUAACAACAUCUGAAGAGUUCGAUGAAGAAGCUGACAACCCAGUUGUUUCAGUCAAUAUCGGAGAGCAGUUUACUGAAAUGUUUAUAAAAGUACCCGAUCAUGUUACCUUAGUUAUGGGCUACCUGGAAGAAUAUGAUUUUCGUGUACGACGUGCGGCAAUUCAACUUAUUACUACUUUAAUUGCCAACAAAACUCGAGACCUACAAGAAAUAAUUUUGGUGAGCCCGAUGGGUGUGUCCAAGUUAAUGGACCUACUGACUGAUAGCCGUGAGGUUAUUCGAAACGAUGCACUACUCUUACUCAUUCAGUUAACAAAAGGUAACUCCAAUAUACAAAAAAUUGUUGCUUUUGAAAACGCAUUUGAUAAAAUUUUCGAAAUUAUUCAAAGUGAGGGAUGCUCCGAUGGCGGCAUUGUUGUUGAAGAUUGUUUAAUACUUUUACUGAAUUUAUUAAAGAAUAAUUCAAGCAAUCAACAAUUUUUCAAAGAAGGCUCUUUUAUCCAACGGCUGUCGCCAAUGUUUAUUAUCGCUCCGGAAACUGAAGAAGUUGGAUGGUCACCACAAAAGGUGUCAAAUAUACAUUGCAUGUUGCAGGUAGUGCGCGCAUUAGUAACACCAAGUAAUCAACAGCAAGUUGUGUCAUCUUGUCAAAAGGUGAUGCGCAAGUCAAAUCUGUUGGAUGCAUUAUGCAGCAUUUUGAUGGGUAGCGGAGUACCAGCUGAUAUACUCACUGAAACCAUAAACGCCGUUGCGGAAAUAGUUCGCGGUGACAAAGAGAACCAAGAGCAAUUGAGCAUGGUUAUGGCGCCUAGUAAUCCUCCUCGACCAGCUAUAGUCGUACUUUUAAUGUCCAUGAUCAACGAGAAGCAGAUGUUGGCACUAAGGUGCGCAGUUUUGUAUUGUUUUCAGUGCUAUCUGUUUCGCAACGUAGAUGGACAUCAAGCGGUAGUACAAACAUUAUUACCGUCUUCUGAAGCUGAAGUUAGUAGCCAUUCAACAGGGCAAUUAUUAUGUGUCGGCCUCUUUUCAACAGAUUCCUUAGCUAACUGGUUUUCCGCUGUAGCUCUUAUGCAUGCGCUUGUCGAUAGUGUUGCUCAGAAAGAGGAACUUAUGCGCGUACUUUUGGCCACACCUGGCGGAGGCAAACCCGUAACUUUGUUGGAACAAUGUACAAAUCUACUUCAGCAAGAUAGUUACAAACUACAAAGUAAAGUUGGACUUUUAAUGUUGCUUGGAAUGUGGUUAGCACAUUGUCCAGGUGCCGUUAAAAUGUUUCUCGCUACAAAUGGAACGAUGGCUUAUUUGACAGCACAGAUUAGUGCCAAUGAGCAUGAUGAGAAUGAAUAUCUAAUUCAAGGAUUAUGCGCGUUUCUUAUGGGCGUGUGUAUUCAAUUUAAUGAUAAUAGUCUUCCCAAUCAAAAGCGGGAUGAUAUCUGUCAACUGGUGAUUAAGCGUAUAGGUCAAGAAACAUUUUGUAACAAAUUAAGUGAAGUAUCACGACAUGAAGCCUAUAGCCGUGCUUGCAAACAACCUCAAAUUCGAGCGAAGUCGGCCGCUGAUCUAUUACUGGAUUACGAAUAUUGUAAAUUAUACAAAGGUUUGGAAGCCUUAAUAGGAAAAGUAGUUAGUGGUUUCGAUGUCGAUGGCAUAGAACUAACUGAACUAACUCUCAGUUCUGAAGCUUCGGCGCUUGUAGCAAAAUACAAAAGUAUUAUACGGGAUCUUGAUGGACAAAUAAAUUUGUUACAGCAAAAUUCAAAAAAAAUUGAAGCUAAAAAUAUUGAAUUAGAACAUAAUCUGGCGCAAGUAGAAAGCCUUAAUACCCAACUGUCUGACCAAAAUACACUGCUGAAAGCUCAAUUGGGAGCCGUACAAAAUGGCACUUCUUCUGCGUGUGAUGUUGCAACGGCUAAUGCCCUUAAUGCUGCACAUUUUCAGACGAAUUUAUAUUGUGCAGAAAACCUACGUUUGACACGAGAAAUAGAGGACAUACGCAAGCAAGUUGACAAUGAAAAACAACGAGCUAAUACUGCGAAUGAAGAUUUACAAAAACUACAGAAAGAUCAAGAAGAUCUGCUGGAACUCCUUAUGGACCAAGAAAAUAAAAUUAUUAAAUAUGAACAGCAACUACGCUUAGCCGGUGUGCCUGUUGAAAAUGAUGAUGAAACGGAAAAUAAAACAGACAUAAAUUUCGAUGAAGGCACCUCUAAUGCGAAUAUUAGUAAAUGUACAGAAAGUGCGACUACUAAUUAAAUACCUUAAAAAAAUUGAUUGUAGAUCCACAUAAGUAUAGUAAAUCUAUAUAUAGAACGUACGACAAUUUUAUCUAUAUAACAGUGUAUUUCCAUAUAAUUCCGAAAAAAAUGUUUAUGUAAAUAUUUAUUAUGUGAACA